AUGUCCGCCUUUGCAGAUGGGACGGCAGGCCAACGCGCUCGUGGUGGCGGAAAGCGCAACGGCGGCAGGGCUGCCGCGGCCAAGGGCAGUCCCUCGGGCAGGCAGUCGCAGGAUGCGGAUGGGGGCGACGAGGGGGAUCAUGCCGAGCUGGUCACUACCCGUGGUGACGGAAAGCGCAACGGCGGCAGGGCUGCCGCGGCUAAGGCCGAUCCCUCGGGCAGGCCGGCGCAGGAUGCGGAUGGAGGCGACGAGGGGGAUCAUGCCGAGCCGGAAGCUCAUGGUGGCGGAAAGCGCAACGGCGGCAGAGCUGCCGCGGCCAAGGGCGGUCCCUCGGGCUUGCAGGAUGCGGAUGGGGGCGACGAGGGGGAUCAUGCCGAGCCGGUCACUACCCGUGGUGGCGGAAAGCGCAACGGUGGCAGGGCUGCCGCGGCUAAGGCCGAUCCCUCGGGCAGGCCGGCGCAGGAUGCGGAUGGAGGCGACGAGGGGGAUCAUGCCAAGCCGGAAGCUCGUGGUGGCGGAAAGCGCACCGGCGGCAGGGCUGCCGCAACCAAGGGCGGUCCCUCGGGCUCGCAGGAUGCGGAUGGUGGCGACGAGAAGGAUCAUCCCGAGCCGGAAGCUCGUGGUGGCGGCAUGCGCAACGGCGGCAGGGCUGCCGCGGCUAAGGGCGGUCCCUCGGGCAGGCAGUCGCAGGAUGCGGAUGGUGGCGACGAGAAGGAUCAUGCCGAGCCGGAAGCUCGUGGUGGCGGCAUGCGCAACGGCGGCAGGGCUGCCGCGGCUAAGGCCGAUCCCUCGGGCAGGCCGUCGGCUGCCGUGGCCAAGGGCAGUCCCUCGGGCUCGCAGGAUGCGGAUGGUGGCGACGAGAAGGAUCAUGCCGAGCCGGAAGCUCGUGGUGGCGGCAUGCGCAACGGCGGCAGGGCUGCCGCGGCUAAGGGCGGUCCCUCGGGCAGGCAGUCGCAGGAUGCGGAUGGUGGCGACGAGAAGGAUCAUGCCGUGCCUUCAUGCCGUGACGUUAACGAUCAUGAUGAGGACGAGCCAGCAGCAGUGACUGAUGGGAAAGGUGGACGUGAAGCUGUGAUUCCGUACCAACGGCGCAAGGCUGUGGAUCCGGGCAGUUGCGACCAUAAGGCGAGACAAGCUCGGCACGGCCCCAAUGUGCACGUUUCGAGCUCGUCUGGUUCCGAGGAAGAUUCGAGCGACAGUGAGUCGGGCAGCUCAUCCGGGAGUGAGGAGGUAUACGAGGACGAGGAUGAGGAGGAGGAGGACGAGGAUGAUGAGGAGUUGGAGCCGGAGAGCAAGGAUGGGGAGGAGGCUCGGCCUUUGAAGAGGAGGAGUGUGCGGAAGCUCAAGAAGGGCAACGCUAAGCAAAAAUCGGAGAGGGGACGGGUGAAGAGCUGUAAACAGAGUGUGCGUCGUGCCAAACCACAUGGCAAGCGCCAGAGACCUCGAUUCGAAGCUAAAAUUGUGGGUGUGCGUAGCAAGGCGAAGCGGGAGUUGAAUUUUUACGAGUCCAUGGGGAUACGAUGUACAUCAAGCUCUCAUGAUCGGCAAGCCGCGGACCCGUACGCUGCGUUACGCGAUCCGAUGGGUUCGGCUGGGAAGGGAGAUCCGAUGGCUUGGGGGUCAGCGCGGUUUGGCAGGGAAGCGACGGACCCGCCCCCCAACCAUAUGGGGGGUCGCGCGGUUCAUGUGAAAAACGAGGGGGCAACGAAGCGGCACGAACCCUCGGCAGCUGCAGCAGCGAAUGACGGUGUGGGAGGAGGUGUGUGGGCGAAUGCCUUGGGUGAAUGUGGCGGCGGUGUGGAAGGCUCCAUGUGGGAUGUACGGGAGAGCAGGGGAGAAGGGGGGGACGAGAAAAUGGAUCCGGCGACUAAGGAGGGGAGGGGAGAGAGCAUGGGCACACCUGGCGCAUCCAGUCGGCUGGAUGUGGCUGGCGGCAGGACUGUGGAGCAGCUCAUGCGAGAGCUUGCCCAGCGGGAUCGCGAAAUCGCUGCACUCAAGGCAAGGCCAGGAUCAGAAGGACCUGUCAAGCCCUGCACCCCUCCAUCUAGGCCUCCUCCUCUAGCGUCUCUGUCGAGCGGCCCAUCUGUAGGGGGCCUCGAUCCAGGCGUGGCGCCAGAAAGCCCAGCGACGGUAGACGUACCAGUCCGUCGAACGCGUGGGAUGCCCACACCCAAGCUGCUGAAGUUAUCCAUCCUCCAUUGGCCCCUCUCUCCCAUCCCUUCCCACCCUAAACCAGAGCCCCUGUUCAUGGUGCUGGUGCUGGUGUGGGUGGCACGCGGCGCAAGGAUAGCUCAUUGUAGCAGUUAUCCUUCCUAUCCCUCCCCCCUCUCUCCCAUCCCUCGCCUAGCUCUUCCAGAGCCCCUGUUCCUGGUGCUGGUGGUGGUGUGGGUGUCAUGCGGCGGAGGGAUAGCUAAGAAUAGCACCCCUGUUCCUGGUGCUGGGGGUGGUGGGUGUCAUGCGGCGGAGGGAAUAGAGGAAGCCAUAUCCGUCAACCCCACGCGGCCCCCUUUCUGUCCGCCGCUCCUCCCUCCCCUCUCUAUCCCGUCCCUCUCCCUCCUCGUCCAGAGCCACUGUAAAAGAGCUCCUGUUCAUGGUGCUGGUGGUGGGGUGGGUGUCAUGCGGCGGAAGCCCAUGUUCAUGGUGCUGUUGUUGCUCUCCCCUUCCCUCCCGCCAUCCCGUUCUCUCCCUCCCUCCAUUUCUCUUCAGCCCGCCCCUUCUCUCCCGCCCUCCAUGUCUCUCCUGCCCUCCCCCUCUCCCCUGCCCUCCCCUUCUCUCCUGCCCUCCCCUUCUCUCCCGCCCUUCCCUGCUCUACUGCCCUCCAGCCAACCCUCCAUUCAUUCUAUACCGCCCUCCACUUCGUCCAUACCCUUUGGACAACCCCUAACCAUGUCGUGCAUGAUCUUCGUCCCCGCCUUGUCCUGCGUGCGCGCAGGAGGGAAUCAGCGGGGCUUGGCAAAGGUUAAGAAGACCGACUGGAACGUCUCGAACUCCCACCGGAAGAACACCGAGUGGAUGACGGGUUUGCACCGAAAUGUGCGGUGGAUUAUCAAGGACCACUUCACACGCCACACCCCCGUGUACAACACAGUCGUGCAGGGCUUCAAGUGGGGCGACCGUGGCCUGUAUGUUCACGAGUCAGGAUUUGAGGCGUUCAAGGGGACGGCCGCGCCUGACGAGGAGAAGAAGGACUUGAAGGAGGAAGAGCAGGAGGUGUACGACGCGGAGGACUUGAAGACGGAUGACGAGGAGGAUGACGAGGAUCAGGAGGAGGAGGAGGAGGAGGAGGAGGAGGAGGAGGAGGAGGAGGAGGAGGAGGAGGAGGAGGAGGAGGAGGAGGAGGAGGAGGAGGAGGAGGAGGAUGAGGAGGAGGAUGAACAAGGCAUUGGUGGAGACAGCAAGGGGGGCAGCACGCCAGGCAAGAAAGUAGAGCCAGCAUGGGGGGUAGCACGGGCGGCAAAGGCGUUUAGUCAGCAAGGGGGGCAGCAGUAG
Messenger RNA from Closterium sp. NIES-65, 3489 nucleotides. Lineage: Eukaryota; Viridiplantae; Streptophyta; Zygnematophyceae; Desmidiales; Closteriaceae. The record is from the annotation of a GenBank genome assembly.